AUGGUGCCGGGUCAUAUAACCAACAACAACAGCACCAUGGAUACCUAUACGAAUGUCGUUCAAGGCAAAGUUCUACUUUCGGAAAAGCAACUACCAAAAUUAGUUUGGAAUCAAAUCAAGAUUCUUAUCGUUUCGAACAAAGAUGAAUUUGAUAACGAACGACAUAUGUUGAUGGCAGAGACUUUGCCGAAGUUGCAACAAUAUUUUUUGACACAAGGUAUCUAUGUCAAUUUCGUUGAUUGUAAUUUAAAUUGGGAUCUCGAUCCAUUUCGAAAUCCGUAUCAUGUUGUGCGGUAUAUGAAAGAAGUUCAAGAUGCUUAUAGAACAUCGACGGGCUUGUUUUUCUUGAGUUUUGUUGGUAAUAAAUACGGUUCGAUUGUCUUGCCGAUUGAAUUAUCGACAACAGAUUUUGGCAAUAUUAAAAAUGUGGCAUCGGACUUGAAUAAAGACGUGAAAUUGCUCGAACGAUGGUAUUUACUUGAUGAUAAAUUAUCACCUCCUGCGUACAAACUCAAAGAUCCCGACGAAGAUUUUCCCAAUAUCUUAUCUCGUUCAAGUUCAACCUUCGAUACAAGUAUUCGUGAAUGUCAAGAAUGGAAUGAAAUUUACUUAAGUCUAUCUGACUUGUUCAUGAAUGUUCUUCAUGAAAAGUCGAGUUUAAAAUCGAAACACGAUUCAGCAUCAUUACGCGAGAUUCCGUUGCUUUCCGGCGUUGAAAUGCUAUUCAAUUAUGCAGCCAAACUAUCCACAUCCGGUUGCAUGUGCAUCUUUAGGCAAUUUGAUGGUUUGAAUGAGAAGAGUAAAGGUUGUGAAUCGUUUAUUGACGUACUUGCUGGUAACAAUCGCUUGGAUAAGAUUCGUCAAGAGAAGUUGAAACGUUUUCGCGAAUCGAUUGCACAGAAAUUAACCUCAACAAACGACGAUGAUCAUCGCAUUGAAGAUAAUCGAGCAGCGUUCAAUCUCUCAUGGGAAGAUAACGGAGAUUUUCAAUUCGAUGAUGUUGAUUAUCAACGUUAUUUGCGUAAUUUAAAUGCCGCGAUAUACCUUCGGAUCAAAUCGUCAUGUGAAUCUCUUUUGAAUCUCUCGAUUUCGCAUCAUCUCAAACGUCCCGAACAAAUUCUAUACAACGAAGCACUCGUUCAUCUAACAUCCUAUUCAAAGCAAGCAUCUCAUACCUGUCUAGGUAUAACCAAUUUCCUUGAAAACAACCAUUCGUUCAAACAAUGGUUGACCUCGGCGAAUACAACUGAGCAUUAUCCACUGCUGAUUGUUGGAAGUCGAGCGUCAGGGAAAACUUUGCUAUGCACGAAAAUUGCUCAAUAUUUAUUGAACACAUUAGGUACAAGUUCACAGUGUAUUAUACGGUAUUUCAAUUUAACAUCUCGCUCACGAAACCUUGUUGAAUUGUUUACAUCAAUAUGUACACAGAUGAGGACAUUACAACACGCGCCACCAUUGACAACUGAUGUCGAAUUUGAUCAGAUCGAAUAUUAUCAAUCCGUACUCGCAGUCUUAUCGAAACAUCAGAAACCCCUUAUUAUUAUCAUUGACGGCAUUGAAGAAACAGCACCAUCAAGUCAAUAUACAUCAUCUAUGUCAUAUUAUCAAGCAUUACUUCAGUUGUUACCACCGAAGGUUUAUCUAGUUCUAUCCGUUAGUCGAAACAUUCACGCUGCAUCUCAUCCCGAUAUUCAAAUUCGUGAAAUGCUCGAACGAUUAGAGAAAGACGAAUGCAUCAUUGAAUUACCAUUUUCAAUCGAAACAAUCAAUAUACGGGAUCUGACUUUAUACAUCAAAUCCGAAUUGAGUUCAAUCCAACGGAAUGUAACUGAAUCUGUUUUACAAGCUCUUUCAAAAUGUAUAUAUCAACAACUCGAUAAACAAUCGCAGAUCUUUUUCCUUCUUCGAUUGGUUUUAAAUGAAAGCUAUUUUAGUUAUAUUUCACAACAGAAAAAGAAAUUAGACCUGUCGGAGUUGAAUACUGAAGACAUUUUAGCUGCAUAUCUCGAUCACUGUGAACGAAAAUUCGGUACGAAAAUAUGUGCUUACAUAUUCAAUUAUAUCAGUUCAUGUCAAGCUGCAAUUAAUGAAAUGGAAUUAUUGGAUAUCUUAUCGUGUAACAAUGAUUUUUUACUGGAAUAUUUUCAAAAAGACUUCCCGAAAUAUCUACGCUUUCCACCAUCACUAUGGAUUGCUGUGAAAUACACGUUAGGUCCGUUACUGUCAACGAAAUAUUUUGAUUUGAAAGUUGUUCUUUGUUGGAGUCAUUCAUUUAUCCGAAGAUAUAUGAAACAAAAAUAUCUAAGGAAAGUUGAAGAUAUCCGUGUGGCGCAUCGAGAUAUCGCCAAUUAUUUCCUCGAGGCUUUUAUUGAAUCGAAACCAUUAAUUGAAAUGACACGAAACAUUCAAGUCCGAGGCGAUAAUGGCCGUCGGUUUGUUCUACAACAGCCACUUCUCUACUCGGAAACAGCAUACAAUUAUCGACGUUUAGGUGAAUUAUGGUAUCAACUAAUGCAUUCCGGCGACAUUGAUCGUUUAAAAGAAUUAACCUUGUGCUGUUUCGAGUAUCUGUUAGCUAAAAUUCAUAGUUCAUCUAUUGAACAACUACUAUGGGAAAUUGAUGUGGUGUGUAGUAAUAUCCUAGAUGCUGAUGUUCUUCUCAUUCAAACAAUUCUAAAAAACGUCGUUCAUAUUGUUUCACGUGAGCCGAUUCUCUUAGCAGGAGAAAUUAUUUUACGGUUGAAAAAUAUCAAACAAUUUUAUAAUGAGCACAUCGAGAUCUUAUUUUCUCAAGCUCACGAUUGGUGUGAAACAUCUAUUGCAUCAGUUUUCGUUCCAUUAUCUUCAUGGAUAACGAUGAUUCCACCGAUGACGAUCACAGUUCUACCGUGUGCCGAAGGAGCAUUCAGAAUAGUACCAACAACAUACAAUCAACACGUGUUUUGUACAACGAAUUCGCACGAAAUCACUAUGCAUCAUAUACCGUCGAAGAAACUAGUGAAGACAUUUACUGGUCAUACAUCGACAAUUACAUCUAUACAGUUGACACAUAAUAAUAAGCAUCUAGUCUCAUCAUCGAAAGAUCGCACGAUUAAAGUGUUUAAUCUAAAUUCUGGUGAAUUACAAAGUAAUUAUAGUGUACAUCAUGAUGAAAUCCUUUGUAUGGUUGUGUCGCACAACAACGAACAAAUCGUGACAGGAUCUCGUGAUCGACUUAUAAUUGUUAUGCGUUUGGAAACAGGAGAAGUGGAACAUUCAAUCGAACAGCAUACAGACGCUGUAACUGCAGUUGCAUUAACACACGAUGAUGGUUUAUUAAUUACAGCAUCACGUGAUCAAACGAUCAAACGAUGGACAUUUCAUGGUAUGCAAUUACUCGAUGUUAUCGACACGAUUGGCUCACCUAUAGUUCACAUGAUUAUUUCAUCUGAUGAUACAUUUAUUCUACUUUCAUGUGAUAACAAUACAGUUCAAGUGAAAUCGGUUGUAACAGGAAGUGAUAUACAUCAUCUUGAAGGACAUACAUCUGCAGUGACAAGUCUCUCGAUCGCAAACGACUCCAUUUGUUGUUAUGUCGGCUGUACUAAUGGACAUAUUUAUGUUUAUAAUCUACGUUCACAAGUCCUUCUUCGGACAUUAACACAUCAUAAUUCACCUGUAACUAGUCUAUAUGUUUCCGCCGAUGACUACUUCCUCUUUUCAGCAGCUGAAAAUUCAAUUCAUGUGUUGAAUGUUAAACAACAAUCAAACGGUUUUCAAAACGAAGAUCCUUUAACUAUCACAGAUUGCAUUACAGCAUUAUCAAUCUCACGCGAAGGUGAUGCCGCCAUUGUCGGUUGUGCAGCUGGUAGUGUACGGUUGUUCAAUUUGACGGAUGGUGAAUUUACUGAACGUACUACGGAUCAUACAGGACCUGUGACACAAGUAGCAUUGGCACAUUCAUAUUUAUUUUCAUUAUCAGGCUCAAAAGAUACGACCGUUAAAGUUUAUGAUAAUGAAUUGGGAGAGAUUGUUGCCGAAUUUACAGAGCAUUCAGCAGCAAUAACUCAUGUCAGAAUUUUGGAAGACAAUCGAAAGAUUUUAUCGAGUGAUGACCAAAAUUAUAUUAAAACAUGGUGGGCAAACACAGGCGAAUUGAUUGAUUCAUUUAAUGUCCCAUGCAAAAUGUUAGGUGUAUCUCCAGAUGGCAAAUAUGUCGUAUCUGGUCAUGGUGAUAAUAUUUUGAAAAUUUGGUCAUUGGAUGAUGCCCGUGUCGUGCGGUCGAUUGAUCAUACAGAAGGAAAAAUAACUUGUAUGGCAUUUCGAGCUGAUUCACAAUAUUUAAUUACAGGUGGAGAAGAUUGUAGUUGUAAACUAUGGGAAUUGUCAUCAGGCAAAUUAACACAAGUACUCGUUGAACAUGAAAAAUCCAUUUCAGCUGUUGCAAUUAGUGAAGAUGGAAAACAUGUUCUAACUGGUGACAGCGACGGUCAAGCUUUACUAUGGUCAUUCAAAGAUGGUGCUGUUGUACAUAAAUUCACACGACAUAAAACUGCUAUUGUUGCUGUUGCAUUCGCCAAUGAUAGUAACAUUGCAAUAACUGCUUCUCAAGAUGGUUUUCUUGCAGCAUGGUCAACACUAUCUGGUAUAUCACUCGCAGCAUUUCAUUUCAAUCACACUCUUGUCAAGUUACUCGUAUCAGAAAGUGGAACACGUUAUGCAGCUAUUCUACAAAAUACACCUUGUGUAGCGAUGCUAAGUCUUCACAAUAUUCUGCCAUGUGAUACAUCCAAGAUGUCACAACGCCAGUAUCCAUCAUUUUCUGAUCCAUACAAUGUUUUGUUACCGAUCAAACCCAAGCCUCUGCUAUAUAAAGAUUCCACAUUACUUUCCGACUCUAAUCAAAAUUUAAAAUUCAAUCAAACAACAACUGACUCGAUUCAAGAUUCCAUCGUGAAAUUUAAUAUCAAUUUCCAUCGAAUUUAUCCAUGGGUUUUAUUUCCAUUUGGCUUUAUUGGUUCAUUGUUAACAAUCUUGAUCUUUACCAGAAAGAAAUUCCAAAAAUUCGGCUGUUCGAUUCUGUUCGUAGCGAAAAGUUUCAUGGAUUUAGUUUUGAUUACAUUGAAUUGUCUUCGUCUGAUCAUUCGUUACUCCUUUCACUCCUAUUUUGUCCAACGGUCAAUAAUCUUAUGUCGAACAUAUAAAUUUCUUACGAGUUAUUUCUCGCAUUGCGCUGUUUGGAUCCUUUGUGUGAUAUCACUUGAACGUGCGGCAGUAACAAAACGUUAUGUUUGGAAUCAGUACGUCUUCAGUCGAAAACAUUCCUAUUGUACGUUAGUUCUUAUUUAUUUCAUCUUAUUCCUUUUGAAUCUUCAUUAUUUACUAUUCUUUGGAUCUAAAGAAGACAAAGUCAACGGAAUGAAAUUCAAUCGAAGUUUGGUGAUGUGUAGUUCAAACGCGAAUCGACUAUUGGCGAGAAGAUACGAAUCAUUUUUGACUUAUUACUUCUCUUGGAUGGACUUUUUCAUCAAUUCAUUAAUACCAUUUCUAAUCAUCUUAAUCGCAAAUACGAAUGUCUUGUAUUCCGUUUGUAAAUCACAUUUAUUAAUGAGAAAAUUGGGAAUGAGACACACGCGUUCACCACGUGAUAAUCAAUUGGCAUACAUUCUAUUCGUUUCGACCUUUCUCUUUGUUCUCUUGACAUUUCCUUUGAGAAUCUUCUCAGUCAUCGAACCGUAUUUGAAUUAUGAACAGAAGUAUUUAGUUCUAUUGAAUGGCAUGAUGAGAUUUUUAUUAUAUCUUGAUCAUGGCUUUGGAUUUUACUUGUAUACAUUUACUGGCGAAUUGUUUCGUCGAGAACUACGUAAAAUUCUCUGUCUGUGUCUGUAUAAAAUCUUUCGGCGCAGAUAUUUCAAUUGGACAUAUGUCGAGACAAGACGUCAAAGUGAAUUAAGUUACUCGAAUGGUGGAGCUGGUGGUUGUUCACAUGUUCAUCAUCAAUCUCCGCAUGGAAACAUUCAACUCAGAGACUCCAUAAGCAGUUGCACCAGUGCAGCAGUUAAAUCUUCUUCGCAUUCGUUACAAACGUACAAAACCUCCACGCACACGAGUUAUCAUCAAUGCAUUUAUGCUAAACCUCUUUUAGUAAACACAUUGUCAGCAUCGUCAGCACGUUCAAGACUUAACCCACAAGAAGAAAAAGCCAAUACAUUCGUUCUAGAACAGAAACCUGUCCUUAUGAUCUCGAUCGGAAGAGUGAUAUUGUUUAGACCAGAUCCAUUGAGUAAAUCACAAAGUAAAGAAUUUCUGAAGAAAAAACAACGUGGCCGGGCGAAAAAGAACAGUAUCGGGGGCGGUGCUGGUGUAAGCACAGGUGGUCCAACUUUAAGCAAUGCAGCUGUGACAAAAUUAGUUGCACUACAGACAUCUCAAGGCAAUGGCAAUGGUUUAUUCAAUAGUGGUGAAGAUCCGGCUGUUGUUGUUAUCAAUCCUCAUCCACCAACAUCCAAUUCAACAAGAGAAAAACGUACAAAAAUCUGUUGUCUAUUGUAA
Adineta ricciae is the source of this 6531-nucleotide messenger RNA. Lineage: Eukaryota; Metazoa; Rotifera; Eurotatoria; Adinetida; Adinetidae. The record is from the annotation of a GenBank genome assembly.